This is a messenger RNA of Populus euphratica (Euphrates poplar), 339 nucleotides long. RefSeq lists its product as uncharacterized. The record is from RefSeq and is a predicted model, not a curated record. Bases 1 to 339 code for a protein of 112 amino acids. The transcript has a single exon. Lineage: Eukaryota; Viridiplantae; Streptophyta; Magnoliopsida; Malpighiales; Salicaceae.
AUGAGUAAUAAGAGCAACAGCGUGAGGGACCAGAAACCCUCAAAAAUCCUUAAGAAGCAACAGCAAGUAACCCCUGAAAUAAUGGCAUCAGCAAUUGACAUGGAAGUGCUGAAGAAGAAUUCGCCGCUGCACCAUCCUGGCACUUCGCCAAGGUUACACAGGGCCUUGACAAAACCACGUAGCACUGAACGGGGGAACUGUCUUUGCUCACCAACCACCCAUGCCGGUUCCUUCAAGUGCCGAUUCCACCGAGGCUCCGGCAUGAUUCGUGGAGGAUCCAUCGGAUCCAAUCUCUCCGAGUUGGAUGGUAAAUCACGUGCUAUUAGCGACCUGGUUUAG